Molecule: messenger RNA, 1139 nt
Organism: Pocillopora damicornis (cauliflower coral)
Lineage: Eukaryota; Metazoa; Cnidaria; Anthozoa; Scleractinia; Pocilloporidae
Product: ras-related protein Rab-30
Molecular function (GO): GTPase activity; GTP binding
Source: RefSeq, a predicted model, not a curated record
CUUUUCAGUAUACACACUGGAACCGAGCUGUGCGCAUCUCUGAAGUCACGAAGAAAAAAAAAGGAAAACAACUGCUUAGGGAGAAAGAGGAAAAAUUAUGGAGGACACAUCCCGAAAUGAUUUCAAAUAUUUGUUCAAAAUUUUAGUGAUCGGAGAUGUUGGCGUUGGGAAAACGUCUUUGAUUCGAAGAUUUACCAAGGGAUACUUCGCCGAGAACAUCUCUUCGACUGUUGGCGUUGAUGUGGACUCGAAGAUUCUGAACAUUCAUGGCGAUAAAGUGAAACUUCAGUGCUGGGACACUGCUGGACAAGAAAAACACCGCUCAAUAACACAGAGCUACUACCGAAACGCCGAUGCUGUCAUCAUGAUAUUUGACCUUACAAAUCGUGGCUCGUUCGCCAGCAUACCUCAGUGGUUGAUGGAUGUUCAGCGUUACACAACGAAGAACGCCGUCAAGGUACUGGUCGGUAACAAAACAGACUUGAAAGGCGCUAAAAGAAUGGUGAAUUCAAGAUCUGCGGCAAAUCUCGCAGAAUUCGAGGAUUUAUUGUACAUUGAAACGUCCGCUAAAUGGGACGACAACAUUGAGACUCUUUUCACUGAGUUAGCUGAGCAACUGAGAGAAAAUGCAAAGAGCAGGAAUCUGAACCGCCAAAACUGUACCACCAACUACAGCGUCGUCAAGAAGACCUUUAGCAUUGUAUCUUACAUAAAGAAACUUGGACAGAAACUGCCUAUUCAAACCACGGCGACUUUGUGUGGAAUUUAAAAUUUAAAAUUUGAACCUUAAAAAUAGUCAAAUUCUCAGAGACAAAGGAAAAAACCAAGGGGGUUUUUUUUCCUCUCUAAUCUGAACCCCUAAGGCUCUUAAUAAAUUAUGUAAAAUCAUUAUUUCAGUUCUGCGGAAAUCACUAAAAUCAUGUUGUUACUUAUGCGAAGAUAAUGUCAAAUAAGAAUUUCAGCUUGAAAUCAAGCUCAAUCAAAGUGCUUCAAAAAUUAAUUGAUUUAAUGUAAAUUGGUGCAGAGCACUCUGUGUAUAUGUAUAUUUUAUAAGAUGAUGAAAUUAUAUUUGUAACAUAAGCGGAGGAUGUAAUAUACAGAUAUGCAUAUAACAAAAUAAAAUUCUCUCAGUUAUUUCA